Messenger RNA from Symbiodinium natans, 2181 nucleotides. The record is from the annotation of a GenBank genome assembly. NCBI's taxonomy places the organism in Eukaryota, Dinophyceae, Suessiales, Symbiodiniaceae.
AUGGUCUCCGGGCGUGAGCUGGUGGCUCCGCACUUGCCCAUCCACGGGCGCGGAACCUGGUUGGUGAAGGCCGUUCUUCUCCAUCCUGCCGUCCGCAAGGUCUUGGGGCUUUGGAGGCUCUGGUGCGGAGCCGCCGUGCUGCUUUUCCUGGCGGAGAAAGCCCGGAAGAGAAGGCAACAGCAGCAGCCGUUCGCCAAAGCGUUGCCUGCGUCUGUGCCUGCUCCGGGUGCCGCCGUCCCACGCCAGCGGCCACGCUUUGUCGAACUCCUCCGCCCCCGCGCAGGGGGCUUCUUCUCCGCCGGCCCCGAGAUCUCCACGCUGGUGGUGGCCUCCGGGCUCAACGCCUGGCUCAUGCUCUACAAGGCCUGGCUCAUGCGCGAAUUCGUCAUUGGCCAAAACCUGGGGCAUUGGCGCAGGUGGCUGAAGGCGCUUGCCAAGUUCCCCUUUGCGAUCUUGGCGAGCGCCCUUCUGUCUCAGACCACCAAGUACAUGCAGGCGCGAGUGGGGAUUCUUUGGCGCCGGACAGCAACCCGCCGGCUGCUGCAGAGCUACUUCUCCGACAUGAACUACUACAAGCUGUCGCAGCACGGGUCGGCCCGAAUUGAGGACCCUGACAUCCGCAUCUGCUCCGACGUGAGGUCGGGCUGUGAGGCGCUGACAGGAGUGCUCAUUAGCGGGCUGUCGGGCGUGACCAUGUCGCUCUUCUCCAGCUGGGCCCUAUACCGGCGCCGGGGCCUCUUUGCCGUGUUCCUGCCGUACCUCUACAGCUUCUUCAUCGUGCCGCUCAGCUACAGGUUGACAAGCCCGGACUGGAGCGUGGCAAUGCAGGUGUACAAGGCAGAUGGCGCCUACCAGCAGGCCUUGACUCGGGUGCAGCAGGCGGGAGAGAGCGUAGCCAUGCUAAAGGGCGAGGACUUUGAGAAGGACGUCCUGGACUACGCGGCCGGCCAGCGCGCCGCUGCGGAGCGGCGCAGCUGGGCAACCAUGGCAUGCUUCGAGUGGUUUCAGCACUACAUCUCAAAUCCCGCCAUGCCCGGCAUGUGGCAGAGCAUUGCCUCAUUUGGCGCCGCCUUCAUCGCCAUGCGCGCCUACGGCCCGGGAAGACCGGUCCUUGACCCCCGGGUGCCCAACGAGGCGGUCGUGUUAGAGUAUGGCGCCAACAUCAGCGACUUCUGGCAGGUCUUCUAUGCCGUAAGAGGGGCGGUGACCUUCAUGAUGGCGAUGGAGACGUACAAGAGGUCGCAGCAGAACCUCUUCAGGGUCGAGGAGCUCCAGGCGGCCUUCAGCACUCUCGCAUCGGAGGAGGCGGAGGCCGCGACCUUCAACGAGGGCCCCGCUAUUGCGUUCGAGGAUGUGUCCAUCGUGACGCCCACGGGCAUCCCUCUUCUCGCUGGCCUCACGUUCAAGGUUGAGCCUGGUAGGCACCUGGUGAUUUGCGGCCACAAUGGCGCCGGCAAGUCCUCCAUCUUCCGUUGCCUCGGAGGCUUGUGGCCUGUGGCCAAGGGGACCAUCACCUGCCCCUCCGCCUUCGCGCGGGGCCUGCACGGUGAUGUCUACUACCUCCCCCAGCGGCCGGUGAACAUCCUGGGCACGCUCUCGGACCAACUGACGUACCCCACGCGGGUUUCCGGGGGCCUCCCUGUAGAGGAGCUGAGGCGCUGGCUGGGCUACGUCGGCAUGGCCGAUUUUGUGGAUGCUGCGGUCGGCGGCCGAGUUGCCGUGCUGCCUGCUGUCGUUGAGCGAGCAGCAGCGUUUGGGAAUCGCACGGGUCCUCUACCAUCGCCCCCGCUUCGCCAUCCUCGACGAGUGCACGUCGGCGGUCUCCAAGGACCUCGAGCACUGGCUGUUCCACGCCCGAUGGCAUUCCUCUAUGACAAGGGGGAGGGCGUGAGGGAAAGGAUUGCUGGUGGAAGCCUUGCCUGGAUUGCGCACUUGAUCCAUUCAGCGACGAAAUACGAAAACGGGAAAGCGCGGUUGCUCUUCGCAGCUGAUCUGAUGAAGUACCUGGUCCAAAGCAUGCUAGCUCUAAGAAUUUCAGGCGUCUACGACGCUGAUGACAAGUACUCAUCCGCACAGACCAUCGAUGAGUGCGUUCGCAGAGUUAGCAUGGCGUCGCAGGAACGCAUGAUUUUAAAUUAUGAGUUUGCUCUUUUCCUGUGCGUUCUCGUGCUCCCUUUCUAA